AUGUCACAAGAGGAAGUGAAGGCCAACUUGCCGAUGGAAUUUAAAAUCUACGCAGACACGCAUGUCAUUGUUGACUGCACCGAGCUUAGGUGUCAGACACCAUCCUCUUUUCUGCUGCAGAGUGAGAUGUUCUCCAACUACAAAUCCCACUGCACAAUGAAGGCAUUAGUGGGAAUAGCUCCUCAUGGACCGAUCACCUUUGUGUCCUCACUGUACAAAGGCCCCAUCAGUGACAAAUACAUGUUCAUACAGUCUGGCAUCCAACACCUUCUCACCGAGGACAUGGCAGUAAUGGCCAACAAAGGGUUCCUCAUCGAUGACCAUGUACCAGUGAAGGUCUACCGUACCCCAUUACUCUCAAAAUAGAGCCAAAUGCCAACAGCAGAAGUACAUCAGACACAAGAGAUCGCACGCCUGAGGAUCCAUAUGGAGCGGGUGAUUCGGAGGGUGAAGGAGAACAAGUUGUUCAACACCAACAUUCCCCUAGCUAUUGCAGGAAGCAUCAACCAGCUCUUCACUGUGGCAUGUCUGCUCUCCAACUACCAGUGUAGAGCUCUUGUCAAGAAAUGGGCCAAGGAGGUGUGA
This is a messenger RNA of Coregonus sp. 'balchen', 585 nucleotides long. The record is from the annotation of a GenBank genome assembly. NCBI's taxonomy places the organism in Eukaryota, Metazoa, Chordata, Actinopteri, Salmoniformes, Salmonidae.